Catharus ustulatus (Swainson's thrush) is the source of this 1351-nucleotide messenger RNA. It is a transcript of the gene SNAPC3, whose product is annotated as small nuclear RNA activating complex polypeptide 3. Gene Ontology annotation, biological process: snRNA transcription by RNA polymerase III; snRNA transcription by RNA polymerase II. Gene Ontology annotation, cellular component: snRNA-activating protein complex. Bases 61 to 1227 code for a protein of 388 amino acids. NCBI's taxonomy places the organism in Eukaryota, Metazoa, Chordata, Aves, Passeriformes, Turdidae. The record is from RefSeq and is a predicted model, not a curated record. Gene Ontology annotation, molecular function: core promoter sequence-specific DNA binding; RNA polymerase III type 3 promoter sequence-specific DNA binding; RNA polymerase II cis-regulatory region sequence-specific DNA binding. The transcript has 9 exons.
GCCCCGCCCGGGGCCCGUGACGCGUGUGGCAGGGCCGGACCGAGGGCGGGCCCGGAGGUCAUGGCGGCGGACAUGGCCGCGGACAUGGCGAUGGCAGCGGCGGCGGCAGAAGCACCCGACUACGAGGCAGCGGAGCUGUACACGCGUGCGUUCCGCGUGGGUGCCCUGGGCCUCGGCUGGCGGCGGCUGCUGGGGCCGCCCGACCUCUCGCUGGCGGCGGAGGAGGCGGAGGAGACGGACGCGACCGUGGCCGCAGCGCUGGGCUGCGCGCCGGGCACGGCGGCCGAGCUGCGCGCCGUCUGCAGCAUUGAUAUGUUAAUGUCUUCUGAAAAAGAAGAGGACCCAGAUGUUAUUCCUGAGGACAGCAAUCUGCUCACUCUUAGAAUUAGAAAGAAGGCCUUAGAGAGGAGAGAAGAAACAAUUACUGUGGAUCGGGCUUGCAGACAAGAAACUCUUGCCUAUGAGAUGGAGUCACAUGCAACUGGAAAGAGGCCAGACAAUCCAGCAGAUCUAAUUGAGGAGGGAGAACUACUUUUAACUCUGAACAUCUUUUAUCCUGUUAUAUUUCAGAAGCAUAAAGAUCACAAACCCUACCAAACAGUCCUUGUACUGGGCAGCCAGAAGCUCACUGAGCUGAGAGACUCAAUUUCCUGCGUCAGUGACCUCCAGAUAGGUGGUGAGUUCAGCAGUCAGCCAGAUCAAGCACCAGAGCACAUCAGCAAGGAUCUUUACAAAUCUGCUUUCUUCUACUUUGAAGGCAUCUUCUAUAAUGAUAAAAGAUACCCAGAAUGCAGAGAUCUGAGCAGAACAAUUAUAGAGUGGUCAGAAUCUCAUGACAGAGGCUAUGAAAACUUUCAGUCUGUUAAGAUGGAGGACUACGUAUUUAAUGAUUUAUCCCUCAAAAUUGGCUUUCCAUACCUUUACUGCCACCAAGGGAACUGUGAACACAUCGUUAUAAUCACAGAUAUAAGGCUUAUCCAUCAUGAUGACUGCCUGGAUAGGAGUCUAUAUCCCUUGCUAGUCAAGAAACAUUGGCUUUGUACCAGAAAAUGCUUUGUGUGCAAGAUGUAUACAGCAAGGUGGGUAACCAACAGAGACAGUCUGGCACCCGAGGAUCCUUGUUUCUUCUGUGAUGUUUGUUUUCGGAUGCUCCAUUACAAUGCAGAAGGCAAUAAACUGGGGGAGUUUCUUGCAUAUCCUUAUGUUGACCCUGGGAUUUUCAAUUGAAACUGACACACACCAGGAAUAAUUCAGUGAAUGACUGUCCUUGUUUGGAGGCAGGAGCUUCUCUUUGAAAUGGAGAAUGUAAACCCCCUCCCUCCAAAUUAUGAUGAUUUUGAAAUUAAGGGGC